CCAAGAAGGACCUGGACUAUCAGAGCAUUUCCCUCCCCAGGGCAAGGCUGAUUCAGCUUAAAACAUCGGGUACCUAUGAAGAGUAGACGUGAGCCAGUGGGGACCACACACGAUGUCUGCCCAGGAGCUUGUGACCUGCCUCUGCCGGGAGGGGGACAGGCACCUGGCCCUGGGGGAGCCAGCCCUGGCCACAGCCUUCUACCUGGCUGCCUUCAGCUGCCACGCCCCCUCAGCCAUGAGGCACGUGAGGACUGCCCUGACUGAGGCCCCUGGGGCACCUGUAGUAGCCACCUUGGAGGCUUGGUGUCGUGGGGACAGCCAGAUCCCUGCCAUUCACUGGGACGGCAUGGCAGUGGUCUCCCUGACUGGGCCGCUGGCCUCCGCCUUCCUGGGUGCCCUCUGCCCAGACCACCCUGCCACUGUCCUGUACCCGUUGGCCGGCCUGUUGGCCCAUGGGCACUACAAACAAGUGGUGCAACGGUGCGAUGCCCUGCUGGACACUCACUCCCAACAGACCCUAGAGCUGCAGCUAACCCGCGCCCUGGCUUGGGUCCUGUCGGUGGACCAUGCCAGUGAGGGUAUGGCUGCCUAUCUCCAGGCCUUCGCCUCCAAUGCAGAUCGAACAGUGGCCUUCAUCCGCACCCACCAGCAGCCCUACCUCUCCACACUUCUCGGCGCCCUCAGAAACUAUCUCUCAGGACACCAAGAGGCCAUAGGCGGCAGCAGCCAGCAAGAGAUCAACUGCUGGGGACUGCUGGAGGCGCUGGACCCCAGCGGCAGCUGGAUGGCUGCCUUGUCACCUGAAGCUCUGCUACGGGGGGGCAGGUUUCAGACUUGCUUGGCAGUGUGCAGCCGGGACCUUCAGCCUGACUCCAUGGGGAACAGACUCCAAGGUGAGCGCCUGGCUGCCCUGCUGGUCACGCGCGCGGUCGCGGCCUUCUUCCUGGAUGGCCGCGCGGGGGACAUGCUGCAGGACCUGCACGAGGCCUUCCACGAGAGUCCGGCUAGCGCGCGGAGGCAGUUCCAGGCCCUGCUCUCCGCCCGCGACCGGGAGCGCGUGCGCGCCCAGGCGCAAGAGGCGGCGGACGCGGGUUUCGCCCGCUUCCAGGAGGCGGUGCGCAGCCGCCUCGAGCUCCGCCGGGACGCGGGCCGGGAUGCGCGGCGCGCGCGCGAGGACUUCCAGGUGGUGCUGGAGCGCGGGGCGCCGCACGCGGUCGGCUGCGUGCGCGCACUGUGCGGCCGCGGGCUGCUGCGGGUGCUGGCGGGCGGCGCCUUCCUGGGCGCCCUGGACUACGUCACCGCGUGCCGGCUGCGGCCGGAGGAGGCGCUGCUGGCCGCCAAGGCCUACGUGCCCUGGAACCAGCGGGGGCUGCUGCUGACCGUGCUGCGGGAGGAGGGCCGCAGGAUGCUGCUGCGCGCGCCCGGCUGCGGCAGGAAGGCGGCGGAGGUCGCGGGCUCCUCCGUGCGGGCUCCGGAGGGGGAUGCCUGUGGUGUGUACCAGCUGGCGACUCUGCUGAUGGAGCUGGACCAGGAGGAUGAGGCUUCAUGCCUCCUGGCAGCUGAUGCCCUGUACCGCUUGGGCCGCCUGGAUGAUGCCCACAAGUCCCUACUGGUGGCCCUGUCCCGGAGGCCCCAGGCAGCCCCCGUGCUGGUACGGCUCGCCCUGCUGCAGCUGCGGAGGGGCUUUGGCUAUGAUGCUAACCAGUUGGUGAAGAAGGUGAUCAAGUCCGGAGACACAGCCUGUCUCCAGGACACCCUGGCUGUCUUCCACCGUGAGGACCGGCAGCUGCUGCAAAGCCAUUGCCAUACACGGGCACUGAGCAUCCUUCGGGCACAGCCAAGCAUGUCAGACAGCGAGGCCCACACCAGAGAAGCCGUCGCCUACCUCUCGCUGGCCAUCUUUGCCGCAGGGAGUGAGGCCGGAGAGUCCCUCCUCACCCGAGCCCGCUGUUAUGGGCUCCUGGGUCAGAAGAAGACGGCCAUGUUCGACUUCAACUCCGUGCUGCGGGAGGAGCCGGGGAACGUGCAAGCUCUGUGUGGACGGGCCCUCGUGCACCUAGCCCUGGACCAGCUGCAGGAAGCUGUGGAUGACAUGGUCUCCGCCCUGAAGCUCAACCCAGGCACUGUGGUCCCUGAGAUCUGCUCCCUGAAGCCAGAAGUCCAGUUGCCCCUCACCCGGGCCCUCCAUGCCCACUGCCAGGCCCUCCUGAGUCAGCAGUUGGAUGCUGGGGCCCGCCUCAGGGAGGAGGACACCCGGGGCCUUCUUGCCAUGGGGGAAGCACUUACUAGAAUCCACACUGCACAACCGAGCUGGCACCUGUUCCUCACAGACAUCUUGACUGCACUAGGCAAGUACCAGGAGGCUGGCACCUGCUUGCAAGAAGCCUUGCACCUGAUGCCACCAUCAGAGGCUGCCCAGGCCCGGCGAGGCCUUCUCAGGCUUAAAAAGGGAGAUAUGCCAGCCGCAGCCCAGGACCUGCAGCGCCUGGCAGAGACAGAUACCCAGGAUCUCGGUUUUCUGCUGCGUCUCCUUGAAUCCUCAGAGAGGCAGAGCCUCACCCAGGCUGCAGCCCAGAAAGCAAGCACUCUCUUGGAUACAGGGCAACCCCAGCAGGCACUGGGCUACUGCUCUUUGGCAGUCCUGGCCGGUGGCAGUAGUCCCUGUCACCUGCGUCUCCGGGCAGCCUGCCUGGCCCAGCUGCAGGAGUUUGACAGGGCACUCAGGGACCUGAAUCGUGUGCUUCAGGAGGCUGCGAGGGACAGUGACCUGUCAAGGAGGGCAGAGGACUUCUGCUCCCAGGGCCGUCUGCUGCUGAGCUUGGGGGAUGAGGAGGGGGCUGCAGGGGCCUUCACACAGGCCCUGGCACUGUCACCAGCCCAGGCUCAGAACAGCCUGUGGAAGCAGCCCGGCCAGGCCCCCACAGCCACUGUGUUCCUGAUCCGUGGACAGCGCUGUCUGGAGGAUCAGCGCUAUGAAGAGGCCUGGACAGCAGCCCAGAGUGGCCUCCUAGUGGACCCCAGCCACCGUGAGCUGAAAAGGCUGAAGGCAAGGACUCGCAAGGAGGCGUCCUCCGGCUGCCGGCUGCACUAACAUGCAGCUGACCUGCCUGACCCACCCACCAGCACCUGACUUCCCAUCCCAGGUUCAAGAGAUCUGAGCAAUUCCUUCCCCACCUGUCACCUUAGGAAUAGAGGGGGCACUUCCUAUUUGUGCAGAAGGGCCAUCCUGAUUGGCUCACCGAAGCUAAAGUUCUCUGUGCACAUCUGGGCACUGGCUUUGAAGUAGCCACAGGUGGGCUCAGGACUGGCACCUCAGGGCCCUGGGAGAGAAGUGUAGGCCGAGUGUGUUGGUUUUAAUGUCACCUUGCCACAAAUUAGUCACCUAAAUAGAAAGCCUCACCUGAAGACAUCUUGAUUGCCUUAACUGAUGUGGGGAAGACCCACCCCAAAUGUGGGCGGCACAAGGAAGAUUGGCCUUUUGCUUACCUGUCCUUCCCUCACCACUAGGUGGAUUUGUCCCGUUGAUACUGCUACUGGUUCUGAUACCAGUGUUUCCAGGCUUCCACUACUGAGAACCAGAGGCUCUCCAGGAACCCACCAGGUUUUCAUUGCCAGAUUGGGGUGCUGAGGCACCCAGCCCUGUGGUUCUCAGCCUCUCCGAUGUAAGACCAAUGUUACUAUUUCAAUGUAA
This is a messenger RNA of Nannospalax galili (Upper Galilee mountains blind mole rat), 3691 nucleotides long. RefSeq names its product tetratricopeptide repeat domain 34 (gene Ttc34). Gene Ontology annotation, molecular function: protein binding. Lineage: Eukaryota; Metazoa; Chordata; Mammalia; Rodentia; Spalacidae. The coding region runs from base 113 to 3091 and encodes 992 amino acids. The record is from RefSeq and is a predicted model, not a curated record. The transcript has 11 exons.